CAUGAAAGGGGGGUCAACGGGAGGAAGGAGGAGGUGGCAGUCCCAAAAAAGCCACCACUGUCAUCCACACGUGUGCUGUCCUUCAUUUUACCAUCUGAGAGCAUGGCAAAAGGGUAUGGAAGAGAGAGCAGCCCUGAGGCUUCGGAGAACAAUGGAAAGAAGAAAAAGAAAACUAAGGACUUAGACGAGCUGAAGAAAGAGGUGGCUUUGGAUGACCAUAAGAUAUCUCUGGAAGAGUUGUCAGCUCGCUAUAAAGUGGACCUGUAUAAAGGUUUGACCAAUAAGAAGGCAGCGGAGAUCCUGGCACGGGAUGGCCCAAAUGCUCUGACCCCACCCCCCACCACCCCGGAGUGGGUGAAGUUCUGUAAGCAGUUGUUUGGAGGCUUCUCCAUCCUGCUGUGGAUUGGAGCCAUCCUCUGCUUCCUUGCUUACAGCAUACAGGCUGCGACUGAGGAUGAACCGGCCAAUGACAAUUUGUAUCUGGGAGUAGUCCUGGCUGCAGUGGUCAUCAUCACUGGCUGCUUCUCCUAUUAUCAAGAGGCCAAGAGCUCACGCAUCAUGGACUCUUUCAAGAACAUGGUGCCGCAGCAAGCCAUGGUGAUCCGUGAGGGUGAGAAGAGGCAGAUCAAUGCAGAGGAUGUGGUCCUGGGAGAUCUGGUGGAGAUAAAGGGAGGUGACCGCAUCCCAGCUGACCUGCGCAUCAUCUCUUCCAGCGGCUGCAAGGUGGACAACUCCUCUCUGACUGGGGAGUCUGAACCUCAAACCCGCUCUCCAGACUUCACCCACGAAAACCCUCUCGAGACCAGAAACAUCGGCUUCUUCUCCACCAACUGCGUGGAGGGCACGGCUCGCGGCAUCGUGAUUGCAACAGGUGAUCAUACAGUUAUGGGACGUAUAGCAACUCUGGCCUCGGGGCUGGAGGUUGGUCAGACACCCAUUAACAUUGAGAUCGAGCACUUCAUCCACAUCAUCACCGGCGUGGCCGUCUUCCUGGGCGUCUCUUUCUUCAUCCUCUCCCUCAUCCUCGGAUACACCUGGCUCGAGGCCGUCAUCUUCCUCAUUGGCAUCAUUGUCGCCAACGUCCCUGAAGGGCUCCUGGCUACAGUCACGGUGUGCCUGACGCUAACAGCGAAGCGUAUGGCUCGUAAGAACUGUUUGGUGAAGAAUCUGGAGGCUGUAGAGACUCUGGGUUCCACCUCCACAAUCUGCUCUGAUAAAACCGGCACUCUGACGCAGAACCGCAUGACCGUGGCCCACAUGUGGUUUGACAACCAGAUCCAUGAGGCUGACACCACCGAGGACCAGUCAGGCUUUGGGAGCUUUGAUAAGAACUCUCCCACCUGGGCUGCUCUGUCACGGGUUGCAGGACUCUGUAACCGUGCUGUCUUCAAGCCUGGACAAGAGAAUAUCCCUAUUCUCAAGAGGGACACAGCAGGAGAUGCUUCAGAGUCAGCUCUGCUGAAGUGUAUCGAGCUCUCCUGUGGGUGUGUGCACACACUUAGACAGAAAAACCCCAAAGUAUGUGAGAUCCCAUUCAACUCAACCAACAAGUACCAGCUGUCUAUCCACGAGAUUGAAGACAGUCCCACAGGGCAUCUGCUGGUCAUGAAAGGAGCUCCUGAAAGGAUUCUGGACAAGUGCAGUACCAUAAUGAUCAACGGUGAGGAGCUUCCUCUGGAUGAUGACUGGAAAGAUGCAUUCCAGGGUGCCUACAUGGAGCUGGGCGGUCUGGGUGAGAGAGUGUUGGGAUUCUGCCACCUGUCCCUGUCUCCCUCCCAUUUCCCACGAGGCUUUGCAUUUGACUCUGACGAUGUCAACUUCCCCAUGGAUCAGAUGUGCUUCCUGGGUCUCAUGUCCAUGAUUGACCCCCCGAGAGCUGCCGUCCCUGAUGCUGUGGGCAAGUGUCGUUCUGCCGGUAUUAAGGUGAUCAUGGUGACCGGAGACCAUCCAAUCACUGCUAAGGCUAUCGCUAAGGGUGUCGGCAUCAUCUCUGAGGGCAAUGAGACGGUGGAGGACAUCGCAGAGAGACUCAACAUCCCUCUCAGUCAAGUCAACCCACGAGAUGCCAAGGCAUGUGUAGUCCACGGUACUGAUCUGAAGGAGAUGAGUUCUGAGUAUUUGGAUGAUCUCCUGAAGAACCACACUGAGAUCGUCUUUGCUCGUACUUCUCCACAACAGAAACUCAUUAUAGUGGAGGGCUGCCAGAGACAGGGUGCUAUUGUAGCAGUGACGGGUGAUGGAGUAAACGACUCGCCUGCCCUAAAGAGGGCAGAUAUUGGUGUUGCCAUGGGAAUAGCCGGAUCUGACGUCUCCAAACAGGCGGCAGACAUGAUCCUGCUGGAUGACAACUUUGCUUCCAUAGUAACAGGAGUGGAGGAGGGUCGUUUGAUCUUUGAUAACCUGAAGAAGUCGAUAGCUUACACUCUCACCAGCAACAUCCCUGAGAUCUCUCCAUUUCUGCUCUUCAUCAUCGCUAGUGUGCCUCUUCCUCUGGGCACUGUCACCAUCCUCUGCAUCGACCUGGGAACUGAUAUGGUUCCUGCAAUAUCUCUGGCUUAUGAGACAGCAGAGAGUGACAUUAUGAAGCGUCAGCCCCGAAACCCCAAAACUGAUAAACUGGUCAAUGAGAGACUCAUCAGUAUGGCAUAUGGACAGAUCGGUAUGAUCCAGGCCCUGGCGGGGUUCUUCACCUACUUUGUGAUUUUGGCGGAGAACGGCUUCCUGCCCUCCGGACUUCUGGGAAUACGUCUGGAGUGGGAUGACCGCAGUGCCAAUGAUCUUGAGGAUAGCUAUGGACAACAAUGGACCUAUGAACAGCGGAAGAUUGUGGAGUUCACCUGCCACACCUCCUUCUUUGUGAGCAUCGUGGUGGUGCAGUGGGCUGACCUCAUCAUCUGUAAAACACGCAGGAACUCCCUCUUCCAGCAGGGCAUGAGGAAUAAGAUUCUCAUCUUUGGUCUGUUUGCUGAGACUGCUCUCGCUGCCUUCCUGUCCUACUGCCCUGGAAUGGAUAUUGCUCUGCGCAUGUACCCACUUAAGGUUUACUGGUGGUUCUGUGCCCUGCCAUAUAGCAUCCUCAUCUUCAUCUACGAUGAAGUCCGCAAGUUCAUUCUGAGGAGAAGGCCAGGAGGCUGGGUGGAAAAAGAAACAUACUAUUGAUCAUAAAUGUACACUGACACUGAGUGUGAGUGCUUUUGUGUGUGUGGGAGUGUAGUGUGGGUAGUUGGGUGAGUGUGUGUGUAGGUGAGAGACAAAAACGUGUAAAUGAGUAUAUAUGUAUAAAUUGUAAUUAGAAAAAUAAUCAUUAUCUGCUUUGCAAAGGUCAGAAACCAUCCUUUUGUUGAUUUAAUUUCCAGUCAAAAUAGUCAAUAAACACAAGUUACUCAUUUGUCAG
Messenger RNA from Colossoma macropomum (tambaqui), 3394 nucleotides. It is a transcript of the gene atp1a2a, whose product is annotated as ATPase Na+/K+ transporting subunit alpha 2a. The transcript is spliced from 24 exons. Gene Ontology annotation, biological process: potassium ion import across plasma membrane; proton transmembrane transport; sodium ion export across plasma membrane. Bases 103 to 3159 code for a protein of 1018 amino acids. NCBI's taxonomy places the organism in Eukaryota, Metazoa, Chordata, Actinopteri, Characiformes, Serrasalmidae. Gene Ontology annotation, molecular function: ATP hydrolysis activity; P-type sodium:potassium-exchanging transporter activity; ATP binding. Gene Ontology annotation, cellular component: membrane. The record is from RefSeq and is a predicted model, not a curated record.